AUGGCCGAAAUAUUUGGUGCCGUGGCCAGCGGUAUCGCCAUCGCCCAACUCCCUGCUUCAAUAACAAGAAGCAUCAUUACGAUCAAAGAAAGCUGGAGCCAGGUUCGGGAUGCGCCUGUGGAGAUCAAUAACCUCAUCCGCCAAAUUGACUCCCUCAACCUCAUAUUGCAACAAAUAGGAGAUGACCAAUCACGGGAAGAUAUGCCACAGUUGUCAGCUACUAAUCUAUGCGUGCGGCAGAGCUUGGAGUUGUGCCAGGAAGGCGCUGCUGAGCUUGCUGGAUUAGCCAAUGACCUGGCCCAGAAAAUACAAGGAAAGAAUGGAUGGCGAAAGAAACUAGGUUCUGCAAUAAUAGUGCUAAAGAAGGAAGAUGUGAAGAAGUUGAAGAGUAGGAUGAAGAAUGCUAUCCAGCUACUCUCAUUGUCCUAUCAAUUCCAUACGAAGUACGUUCCCACCCUGCACUCAGAGAAAUUUACUCAUCUAGCUAGCGCUAUGGCACGUUUACAGCCAGAAAUUAUAGUAGCAAGACUAUCCAAUCAUCUGACUUCGAUCACCGCCAUCGACACAACUUGUUUACAGCCCCACCAGCGACAAUCGAAGGACGGGGCCUCGAAGGACCUCGUUACUAGGCAAUACGACGUUUGGACAUCCUCAUCUUCAUGGAUGCGCUUCCUCGCUGGACAAUUCGAGUUCCGGAGUCGAGUGAAAACCUGCAAGGGCAAAGAGAGGCAGGAAUUUUACGCCAAAUAUAAGUUCCCUGACUUGCUAUCGAGCUGUCAGGUCGAUUCUUGGGGAUUUCGCAGCCUCUCCGGUUGGUGCAUAAAUCCGCAGAUGUAUCGGGUCCUGCCAGAAGAUUCGUUGUUCUUCACUGCGGUCAAGGACGGGGAUACUUCAAGUGUUCGGCAGAUGCUAACCGAGAGGCAUGCAUGGGUCACAGAUAGAAUAGAUGAUUAUCCGAGCAACUGUACGGCUCUCCAUGUAGCAGCAUCUCAUGGUGAUAUUGGAAUGUGCAAACUACUGCUUUCCCAUGGCGCUGAUCCCCUCGCUCUCGACUCAAAUCAAGAGACACCACUGCAUUUUCUGAUUCAAAGGGGAGCAUCUUUAUCGUUCUGGCAAGGACUCGACCUGUUAGAAUUAUAUCGACUACUUCUUAACGCAGGAGCGGAUGAAAUCCUCAUCGACAACGUUGACGUCUUCAAGAGCUACCAUGGACCAGUGAAUAACUUGAAGUAUCUGCAACAGCAAGCGUAUCCGCCAUGGGGCAAGGCUCCCUUGCGCCUUAGGCUAGAUGUAGCUGCUGCACAGCUCACAACCACCUGGCAUAACGUGCCCGCAGUAGUUGAAACCUUACUAGAUAACAACGGCAAAAUUAAUGCUGAGAUAGCUGAAUGGACCAAUGAAAAGGAGCAGACACUUCUUCAUCUGGUUUUGAGCGGAUUUGCUAAAGUUCAAAUUAGUUCGUACGGGGCCAACGCGGCCCACACUCAGAGCUAUCUUGAUGGUAGUCUUGAGACACAGGAUCUUGAAACUAGCGACGACAUUUUAAAGAUUGAUUCUCUGUUAUAUCGACACUUUGUACGCAAACUCAUCUCGGCAGGAGCUUCCCUGCAGUCAAUUGAUAGUGAUAGCCAUACUCUUCUCACAGGGAUGAUAUACGGUUUUCUCAAUAGAUAUGUUACAUUUCCCCCGAAUUGGAAUGUUGGAAGAACACUCAAAGCUCUGAAUGAAAUGUUGGGGGACUGGUUGUUUAGUUUGCUUGAAUGCGGGGUCGAUCUUCAGGACUACGGGGCUUGGGAAACGAUCUCGUCACAGAAGAAGGAUUUCAGAUAUUUCUGGGGCUGGCCUUAUACAGGAGACAAGGAUAGUAACCCCUACCCGGUGCUUAUUUCUCCCGAUUUUGAUAUCAGGCUACUUAAGAUCACAUACGGGCCCCGUCCCGAAGACUGGAUCUUCUGGUUCUCCGAGCCUUCAGAUCCCUUUGCCGGCGACUUCUGGGCUAUGAUUGAAGGGGAAGAACAUUGGAGAAUGGUUGAGAAAGGGUGGUUCUUCGACACCGACACCGAGUACCCCUUUAGGGAGGCCCGUGGGUGGUACUUUAACGAGGAAGAGAAGGACCCCGAUGAGGAAGGUGCGAGUAUCGAUGACUUGCCUAUGCCAGGGUCAUGGAGUGAGGAGUUGUGA
This is a messenger RNA of Hyaloscypha bicolor E, 2181 nucleotides long. RefSeq names its product ankyrin. The record is from RefSeq and is a predicted model, not a curated record. Lineage: Eukaryota; Fungi; Ascomycota; Leotiomycetes; Helotiales; Hyaloscyphaceae. The transcript is spliced from 3 exons. Bases 1 to 2181 code for a protein of 726 amino acids. Gene Ontology annotation, molecular function: protein binding.